AUUUUCGAAAGCAGUAAUAAGCGGCAAGCACUUCAAAAAAAAUUCUAGUUAGAUUUUUUAGUGCUUUUUGGUUAUCGGUUCAGUUCGGAUUUCAACUUCAUACCAUUGAUUUAGACAAAUUUAAAAGUAUAAUAAAAUAUGGCAAAUAAAGUACCAAAUGUUAUUCUUAACAAUGGCAAACAAAUGCCUAUUCUUGGUCUUGGAACUUGGAAGAGUGCACCAGGAGAAGUUGCUCAGGCCGUAAAAGAUGCUAUUGAUAUAGGAUAUCGUCAUUUUGAUUGUGCUCAUGUCUAUGGUAAUGAACAUGAAGUUGGUGAAGGAAUCAAUGCCAAAAUAACUGAAGGUGUUGUUAAAAGAGAGGAUAUUUUUAUCACCAGCAAAUUAUGGAAUACUUUCCACCGUCCUGAUUUAGUUCGUGGUGCUUGUGAGACAACCCUUAAAAACUUAAAUACACCCUAUUUGGAUAUGUAUUUAAUACAUUGGCCAAUGGGUUAUAAAGAGGAUGGAGAAUUGUUUCCAACUGAUGAUAAAGGUGCCGUUUUAUUCUCUGAUGUUGAUUAUGUUGAUACAUGGAAGGAAAUGGAAAAAUUGGUUGAUGAUGGUUUAUGUAAAUCAAUUGGUGUUUCAAAUUUUAAUAAGAGGCAAAUUGAAAGAGUUUUACAAAUUGCAAAAAUUCCACCGGCUAAUAAUCAAGUUGAAUGUCAUCCAUAUUUGACUCAAACAAAAUUAAUGGAAUAUUGCAAAACAAAAAAUAUUGCUAUAACAGCUUAUAGUCCUUUAGGAAGUCCUGAUCGUCCAUGGGCUCAAAAAGGUGAACCAGUAUUAAUGGAAGAUCCAAAGCUUAUGGCUAUAGCUGAAAAACAUAAAAAAUCAACAGCUCAAGUUUUGAUUCGUUAUCAAAUUCAACGUGGUAAUAUUGUUAUACCAAAAUCUGUCAAUAAGGGACGAAUGUCAUCAAAUUUUGAUGUAUUUGGCUUUGAAUUGAGUGCAGAUGAAAUUGCAACAAUUGAUAGUUUCGAUUGUAACGGAAGAUUUGUGCCUUUGACAAAUGUCAGCCAUCACGAACAUUUUCCAUUCAACGAUGAAUAUUAAAAUGUGUUUUGGGACAUCCGCAUCACCCAUUUGAACACGAUGAAUUUUAGUUUAACUAAUAGUGAGUUUUUAUAAAGCGAAUGGAACAAAACUUUAAAUGUAGUGUGGUUUCUUAUUAAAGGCGAAUUAUACAACCGCUUCAAUUAAAAAAAUGUCAAUAAAAAUCACAAGUUCAAACGAAUUAUUUUGGGUGUUGUUAUAUGUAAUAUAAUAUCAUAAUUAAUUGUUUUCAAAUAAAGUUUUAUUAUUAGAAAAAAAAAUUGUUUUGAUGG
Condylostylus longicornis is the source of this 1364-nucleotide messenger RNA. RefSeq names its product aldo-keto reductase family 1 member B1-like. Bases 139 to 1092 code for a protein of 317 amino acids. Gene Ontology annotation, molecular function: aldose reductase (NADPH) activity. The transcript has 7 exons. NCBI's taxonomy places the organism in Eukaryota, Metazoa, Arthropoda, Insecta, Diptera, Dolichopodidae. Gene Ontology annotation, cellular component: cytosol. The record is from RefSeq and is a predicted model, not a curated record.